This is a messenger RNA of Cuscuta campestris, 2312 nucleotides long. The record is from the annotation of a GenBank genome assembly. NCBI's taxonomy places the organism in Eukaryota, Viridiplantae, Streptophyta, Magnoliopsida, Solanales, Convolvulaceae.
CAUCCUUUCAACGGAUAUAACCCCUUCUGAACUCGUCUUCUUCCUCUCGCUACCGAAUCUUAACCCGACCCGAAUUCCGACUACAAUUUCCCCAAAUCUUUGCCUCUUUUUCCAAAAUGGCUCCUACAAAUCCCAACACCUGGACCCACGAACCCUCCAUUAUCAAGGAGGACGAAAUUCGAGAGGUGGCCGUGCUCCUGGGCAAGGGUUUCCGGGUCCACCAUCCCGAUGCCGUUGGGGGGAUUAGUCUAUCCCACAAUCCAAAUCCCCAGAAAUACAUGGUCAUGCAAUACCAUUCUGUGGAAAAUGGGUUUAGGUUACCCCUCCACAGUUUGCUUCGCGAUCUCUGCCGCCAUCUCGGAUUUGCUCCGGAUCAAUUGACUGCCAACGCGCACAAGUAUGUCGCGUCUUACAUCCUGCGGUGCUGCGCCCUAGGCAGAACCCCAACCCUGGGCGAGUUUCUCACCCUCUUCAGCAUCGGUGGAUCUUUCCCUUUUUGCAGCUUGUAUCCCCAUAACCAUGCCCCAAUUUUCGAGAGGGUUGAGUUCAAGAACGAAAAAUGGUCACUGAGAUACUUCGUCAUUGAGUUCCCGGCUCACAGUCCCCUUGACCUACCGGGUGUUGUUCUCCGUCGUUCCAUUUCCCAGACAAAAUUUACCGCAGCAGAAUUGGCGGAGGAAGUGUACAAUGCCUUGAGAGAGAAAGAGGGUUUAAUUUCACACCACUCUCUUCAAGACGCCCAAUUGUACAAGAAGGUGGGUUUCUACUUCCCCCUCGGUCCUGAGCCGAUUCCAUUCGAAGGGGAGUCUUCCCCUGAAAGAUCGAAGGCUCCUCCUGCUGCAGAGUCCAACCCAGCUAUGAGCUCUCCCGGGAACCAAUCCCAGGGCAACUCCACUUCCUUGGCUAUCUGCAAGCCGGCCGCUGCCCUGGAAGCCAUUCCUAUCUCUGCCAUUCCUGGGCUUAGGAGACCCACUCCGUCCCAAAAACGGCCACGGGAAGGAGUCACUGAUGAUGAUUUCCUUCCCAAGAAGAAUAAGGGUGAUGGUACUUCUGUUUCGCCCAGCCCCCUGUCGACUUCUUCUGGUACUCAGAAUACCACCUCUGUUGCUGCACCCGGAGGUUUAGAGCUACCCAACCCGGAGAGCUUGGACCAUGAGGCAGAUGAACUCCCAGACCAAGCACCACUCAAAAAACCAGCGGUGCAGCCUCAGCCUGAUGUGAACAACACCUCCCCACAAGUUGCAUCUGCUCCCCAAGAACUGGAGGAAGAAGUUGAGGAGCAGAAAGAACCAGAAUCUUCUCAUGCAGCAGAGAAGGAGAUCGAAAUACAGAAAGUGUCGGACGCCCCCUCCACGGCGGAGAAAGAAGCUGCAGAGCAAAAAGAUGCUUCCCAUUGGACUAUCCAGGGGAAUCUAGAGAAGAUGAUGGAAUCAGUGCAGGAGCCUACAAUUCCCCAAGCUCGCCCUGACUUAUUUGCCCUCACUGCUUUGCACUUCAUGGAGCAGGCCCAACAAUCACUCCUCACUUUGACUGAGGAGUCCCUGGGUGGAGCAUCAGGAAACUACCGGGCCGUAAUGCUCCUAAAGAAGAAUGAGUUGGCUGCCAGGGCUCUACAACAGAAGAUUGACUCCCUGGAACAACAAGUCCAGGUCCUUCAGGAAGAGAGUGCCCGGCUCAAGGCAGAUGGCUCAACAGAGCUAGCAGCUGAGAGGUCCAAAGUCAAGUCCUUGCAAGAGCAGAUUACUUCUUACCAAAGGGGGACUCAAGAUCUGGAAAUGCAGUUCGACAGACUCCGAGCACAAAUCUUCAUUCUGGAGUCAAGGGCCUCAACUUCAGAAGACAAGGUAGAAAGUCUGAAAGCUGAGUUGGUCGAAAGGGAAUCCCGGAUCUCUGAUCUGGAGAAUUCCCUCCAGGAGGCCAAGCAUGAGGGUUCCCGUCUUAACGAACUCGCACUGAAACAGAUGGAAGCGAGACGGCUUACCCUCGAGAAGUUGGGGGAAGAGAGACAGACUACAAGCGAGCUCCGGUCCAAGAUGGGUGAACUGGAGAAGGCAAUUGCUGCCCAUCAAGAGGAGGUUGCAGGCCUGACUGCCCGUGCUGAAGCCCUCUACGAAGAAGGGAAAUUUGACAAGCAACACUGCAUUUAUGAGGCGGUCCGAUCUCUGGAUGAUUUCCUCUCCCACUACGGAUUACCUCUCCCUCUUUCUCCCCCAGAUUCUCGUGCUGACCCGGGGCCUUGACUUUAUCUCUCUCUGCUGACUGUUGUAUUUUGCUUUGUAACAUUUAGAUGGUAGUAAAUUGAUAACACCUGA